CUGAUUCAUAUAACUAUUUGUUUCUUCUAAAUAAUGAUCCGCUAUAUCCGCAAUAUUUUUCUCUCCUCCUAUAACUCUUACGGGAAACACGAAAAUGUUGAGAAAAUCAAAUGUGACAAAAGAGAAAAAAAACAAAAAAAAAGGAGGAGGAAACAUAAACAUGGAGAUUACUCAUCAUUGUUUGGUUUCUCUUCUCUCAAUCCUCAUCUUGUCUGAAUUCGCCUCGUCUCUCCACAUCUCUCUUGAUGAAUUUGAUGAGACACACCCAUCUACAAGCCGAGCUCUUCUUCAGGCAAGGGCAACGUGCAAAGAAGAUUUUGCGAGCAAGAAUUACACAGUCAUAACGAGUAAAUGCAAAGGACCAAACUAUCCGGCCAAGGUAUGCUGCUCGGCGUUCAAGGACUUUGCUUGCCCUUUCGCCGAAGCUAUUAACGAUGAAAAGACAGAUUGUGCCUCCACGAUGUUCAGCUACAUCAACAUCUACGGUCGUUAUCCUCCUGGAAUAUUCGCUAACAUGUGCAAAGAAGGCAAAGAGGGCCUCGAUUGCACCGACGUCAAGCCCACAUCAUCUUCCCAUGCAUUGUUCCCUCUUGUCCCGAGACAUGUAUUGCUUAUCACCAUUUUCAUCUUGUUUUGCCUCUUCUAAAGACAUUACCAUAUAUGUUAAGAUAUGAGUUAUAUAAUACUAUAUGUUACAUUCCUGCCUUUGUUAUUACUUGUUAGUUGUUGCAUGAGCAUAUAUAGAUGUAAAUAUUCGACU
Messenger RNA from Capsella rubella, 760 nucleotides. Its product is annotated as GPI-anchored protein LLG2. Lineage: Eukaryota; Viridiplantae; Streptophyta; Magnoliopsida; Brassicales; Brassicaceae. The transcript is spliced from 3 exons. The record is from RefSeq and is a predicted model, not a curated record. The coding region runs from base 95 to 646 and encodes 183 amino acids.